Messenger RNA from Pungitius pungitius (ninespine stickleback), 2339 nucleotides. Its product is annotated as ETS domain-containing protein Elk-3-like. Lineage: Eukaryota; Metazoa; Chordata; Actinopteri; Perciformes; Gasterosteidae. Gene Ontology annotation, cellular component: nucleus. The record is from RefSeq and is a predicted model, not a curated record. Gene Ontology annotation, biological process: cell differentiation; regulation of transcription by RNA polymerase II. The transcript has 6 exons. Bases 342 to 1739 code for a protein of 465 amino acids. Gene Ontology annotation, molecular function: DNA-binding transcription factor activity, RNA polymerase II-specific; sequence-specific DNA binding.
AUGUCGGUUCAUGGGCCGUAGGAGUUUCCGCCUCUCCGUGCGUAUAGGCCCACUCCGCUGGCCGUCAUCGGGCAGCAGGCCGAGGAGAAGAGAGGAGGGGAGGAAAAGUGUGUUUACACAGACGGCAAAACCGCCUGGGGAAUCGUCGGGGAGAGGAAGUCAGCCGGCUCUGUGUCUGCCUGCUCCAACUUCCUGCUCACGAGAAGAAAAAGCACAGGAUCCUAUUUCAGUCCCGCACAACCGUAGCGGAGCGGGGGAAAGCAUGGAAAAACAAGGAGUCACACGAGCUGCGCCGUAAAAGUUCCUCGGAGGGAAGACGACCCGAGUCACAGAUCGCAGGUAUGGACAGUGCCAUCACUCUUUGGCAGUUCCUGCUGCAGCUGCUGCUCGACCAAAGUCACAAGCAUCUGAUCUGCUGGACGUCCACGGACGGAGAGUUCAAGCUCCUCAAGUCCGAGGAAGUGGCCAAGCUCUGGGGGCUGCGCAAGAACAAGACCAACAUGAACUACGACAAGCUGAGCAGAGCGCUGCGCUACUACUACGACAAGAACAUCAUCAAGAAGGUGAUUGGACAGAAAUUCGUCUACAAGUUUGUGUCCUUCCCCGAGAUCCUGAAGAUGGACCCCCAGGCCGUCGAGAUGGGCCUGGCUUCCGGAAGGUUCCCCCCCCUCCAGGAAGGGGAGGCGUCAGAGGUGGAGGUAGAGGAGGAGGAGGAGGAGGAAGAGGAAGUGGAGGAGGAGGCCCAGAGGAGGGCCCUGGCCGCCCUGAGCGCGCAGCAGCGCCGCAACGACUACCUCCGCUCGGGGCUCUACUCCUCCUUCACCGUCAGCUCCUUGCAGAACCAGCCGGAGCUGCUCCGGGCCCUGCGGGAGCGCCGGGAGGAGCCGCGCUCCGUCAUCCGCUUCGGCACCAACGCCGGCGAGAGGAGCUCCCCUCCCUCCGCCGCGCCGCAGUCCUACGUCCCCCCCGGGUCGUCCAAGCUCCGCUCGCCACCCUCUCCCCUCAGCCGUCCCGGGCGGAGCUGGAGCCCCGCGGCCAGGGAGGAGGAGGAGGAGGACUCUGACCAGAGCGCUCAGCCCCUCAACCUCUCCUCCGGGUACAGGGAGCGAGCCCUGCCCCCUCCUCAGAAGAGGAGCAGCAGCAGCAGCAGCAGCAGCGGUAGAAGUAGCUCUACCAGUAGUAGCGGUAGCAGCAAUCAAGGAGACGGACUCCCACCCAAAAGCAAAAAACCCAAAGCUCUGGAGAUCUCGGCGCCGUCCGUGCUGCUCGCGGGGAGCGACAUCGGCUCCAUCGCCCUCAACAGUCCGGCGCUGCCCUCCGGCUCCCUCACCCCCGCCUUUUUCACUGCACAGAGAGAUGAUGGAUCUGUCCAGAGCGUGACGUCAGUGUCCCUAAAGCGGUCUGAGAGCGGCAGGAGACAUGUGACGCAGCCUGGCAUGUGCUGGUGGAAAGACUACUGCCAUAUUUCUUUAAAUAGUCACUUAAACCAAAACUUGCUUGCGAUACAGAGAGACAAGACUCCCUCUGGUUUGCUGUUGGCUCACAGUCCGCUGUUGUCAGGCAUCCAUUUCUGGAGCAGUUUGAGCCCCGUAGCGCCGCUCAGCCCCGCCCGUCUGCAGGGCCACGGCUCCCUCUUUCAGUUCCCCAGCCUCAUCAACGGACACAUGCCUCUCCCCCUGCCAAACCUGGAAGGAACACCCUCCUCCCUGCUCCUGUCCCCCACAACUCACAAGUCCUGAUCCCCCCCCCCCCCCCCUCCCCCUCUGCCCCAUCUUCAUCCACUUCUCGUUCUCACCAUCAGCAGCGACCUGUGGGCCGUCUGGUUCGUUUUGCUUCGUAAAAAAGUGCCACGAGACGGUAUGUGACCUCACUUUUUGUGGGUUUUUUUUUGCACUUGAGUUGCUUCGGAUUCCAGGGCGGUUGAGCCCACCUGGUAAAAGCCAUACGCCGCGGCGUCUGAGAGACGUCUGGCUCUCUGUGAUGAAGUACAGCACAUGGACAGUAGUGACGUGCAGCCAGCUGCAAAAAGGGCUAGCUUGUUUUUUAUCUUGUUGAAAAAAAAAAAAAAAGUAAUCUUUUUUUCCCCCCUGAGUGUUCUUCACAUUGUGAAACCAGUUGUUUGACAUGUGGAGUGUUGUAUGCACUAUGCUUCUCAGAUAGUACCGGCUGUGCCUUGUUGUCCUAUAUUUCUUUUAAUGAAGACGAGAUUUCAAAUUAAUGAAAACAUUUAACACUUGUAAAGUUCCUUUUUUUAUACUGGACUUGGUAUACGGUUUGUAUUCUGUAUCAUUUUGUAUUGUGAAAAAUGUCUUGUCAUUUUCAAUAAACAAAGCAUUGAA